ACCCGAGGCAGUAGGAAAAUUAGAACCAACGAAAAACCGGAAUCACAGUUCCCAAUACAAAAGCACCUGAUUUUCUCUCUCCUCUUUACUGCUUACGUCACUAACAAUUUCCAUUUUCUCUCUCUUUGACUGCCACCCGCCAUGAAAGACUCCUCCAAGAAACUCAAGCUUGUCUGCAGCUUCAAUGGAGAAUUCCGGCGCCGGAAACCCAGUGAAAUAUUCCGGUACACCGGAGGAGAGACUCGGAUUAUUUCUGUCGACCCCACUACUCUGACAUACUCAAAACUCCGGUCUCUGAUCACUCAACUGUUCCGAGUUGCCAACUCGAACGAGUUCAAACUCAAGUACCAGUUACCGGGUUCGGAAACCGGUGACUCUUCCUCGCUUAUUCUUCUUGCUGACGACGAUGACGUUUCGUGUAUGGUGGAGGAGUACUACGAGAAGGUUGCAUUGCACGGUAACAAAUUUUCUAGGUUGUGGGUUUUUGUUUUUAAUGGCAAUGUAGAUGACCCUCUUGAGAAUUCUUGUGGAAAAGGGGAUUUUGAUUGGUUUAGGGUUUUAAGGGAGAAUUUGAGGUUUAAGGGUGAAAAUUUAGGGUUUAAGAAUUUCUUGGAUGCUACUAAUUGUGGGAAGAAUCCUAAUCACAAUUAUAAUCAUAAUCACAGUCAUAAUCAUAGUCAUAAUAAUGGGAGAAAGAAGAUUAGUAGCAGUGAUCGCUGUUUGAGGAAAUUGGUUUUAAAGCAACAAUUGGUGCUGGCUAAACAAAAAGAUCAAAUUGAAUAUACUGAUUGUAGUGCUAAAUUGGAAAAUUAUGAUCAGCCUCUUAUUGAUUUAGGGCCUGGUUCGUGUGAUUUGAUUACCGCAAAAGUUGAUGUAAAUAAUAAUGCGAAUAGUGGAAGGAAAUUUGAUUGUAAGGAGGGUGAUUUUGGUGGUCUUAAUUCGACAAGAUUGGUGUCGAAUUCUUGUCCUUUAAGUCUACGAGAUAGUAAUUUGUUAGAGGAAAGAAAUCGAAAUUCAGGGUCUACAAGUGCAAUGGAAAGUUGUGAGGGAAUGGGUGAUAGUUCUCAAAACAAGCAAGACUUAAACAUGGAGAAUCCCCUGCCGUAUUGCCUGGAUGAUCAGAAUGCACUGAACUCUCAUAUGUCCUGUGAUGAUCGAGGAAUUCGAAGGGAUUCUACAAUGAAUCAAUUCCAUAGAGGUCAUGGGAUAUCGGGCCAUUGUGGUAUCCGAAGCCAUCACUUUCGUAAGGGUGAUUUGAGGAAUCAAGGGAUUGGUUAUUCUUGCCAUUAUGGGAGUCAUUGCAUGAGUAAGUUGGGUGGUAAUAUCUCAGUUGGUGCUAAGUGUUAUCCUGGUUUAGGGGUCUCAAAACAAGGGCAAGCUAUGAGAUUUCACCAUUCAAAUUCAUCAGUAAGACCCUUAUCUGGUCCACCACAUAGGACUAAGGUGGUUGAGACGAGGAAAUUGAUUGAUCCCAACAAGGCAAGCCGAAAACAGGCCAAUAAAGUUUCAGUUACGCAAUCUCAAGUGUAUCAACCUCGAAUAUUGGAAGAGCCCUUGAUUGAUUUUAGCGAGGAACCUAUUGGAGUGAAAAAUAAUGCUGCUAAAGGUGAAUUGAGGGGCAAUUGCCUUACUGAUUCAAUAAAUCUUUCCUCAUGCAACCCUUCAAUGUCAUCAUCCAAAGUUGCAACCUUAAAACUUUCUUAUUUGGGGAGUGAAGUCUCUGCAUCAUUGCAGAUAGAUCAGCUAAAGGUUUUAGAUCCAACAGUUGAAGGAUCAAACAAGAGUGCAUUGCAUUCUAUAGUUGAUAUUAUUGCCAAAUGGGACAAAAGUUGUUCACUGCAAGAAGAUAUGCAGGAUGCUCCUCCUGCAAGUCCUAACAGCUAUGACAAGGUGGAUUCAAGGAAUAACCAAAUAGACUCCAACAUAAUUGCUGGGAUUCCCAGUGAUCUAGCUGCUUUAUUCACUGAUCUGUCUACUAGAGGGCUUCAGCUUGUAGUUGUCCAAAGGCUUAUGUUUCCAUUGCUGCAGACAAUCCAAUACUCUGAUCUCGAGUACAUUAAGGAACUUGGUUCAGGAAACUAUGGAACUGUUUAUCAUGGAAAAUGGAAAGGUUCUGAUGUAGCAGUCAAGACGAUAAAGCCAAGUUGCUUUAAUGGAGAUACAAAGAUGGAGGAUCGAUUGGUUGCAGACUUCUGGAAGGAAGCUUUUAUGCUUGGGCAGCUACACCAUCCCAACAUUGUAGCUUUUUAUGGAGUAGUUACUGAUGGACCUAUUACAAAUUUGGCAACAGUGACUGAAUACAUGGUUAAUGGCUCCCUUAAACAAGUUCUACAGAGAAAGGACAGAACGAUAGACCGGAGAAAGCGGCUCAUUAUAGCGAUGGAUGCUGCAUUCGGGAUGGAAUACUUGCAUGAGAAAAACAUUGUCCACUUUGAUCUAAAAUCUCAUAAUUUCCUGGUGAAUAUGAAGGAUCCUCAGCGCCCUGUGUGCAAGAUUGGAGACUUGGGCUUAUCAAAACUCAAGCGGAGAACAAUGGUUUCUGGAGGGGUACGUGGAACAAUACCAUGGAUGGCACCAGAGCUUCUGAAUACAAGUACCAACCUUGUCACAGAGAAGGUUGAUGUUUACUCCUUUGGAAUCGUAAUGUGGGAACUCUUGACUGGAGAGGAACCAUAUGCAGGCAUGCGUUCUGGGGACAUAAUUGCUCAAAAAGUCAAAGGAACACUGCAACCUGAGAUCCCAAGCUGGUGCGACCCAGCAUGGAGAUCGCUAAUGGAGAGGUGCUGGUCGCCUGAUCCCAAGUCCCGACCAUCUUUCUCUGAGAUUGCUAAAGAAUUACGGGCCAUUUCAGGUACUAUCAAUAUCAAAUAACAAGCAAUAUCUAGAAAUAGAAUGUGCUUAAUUUGGCUACAGAUUCCCACUACCUUGUCGAUAUUGUAGAAUGACAGUAUCAAGCAGGGCGCCUGAGAUGUAGCUUUUUCCAUCCGGUGCCAAGAUAUGUUAGGCUUUUGUAUCCAGUUUGUAUAUAUGAAACUUGUAGUUACCCAUUUAAAUGCAGAAAUUGUGCAGUUAAAUUUGUUAUUUGUAAAGAGACUAUAGCAUUUGAAUUAAGCAAAUUGCUCCGUAGCAUUUUAUAAAGCAAA
Messenger RNA from Spinacia oleracea (spinach), 3143 nucleotides. RefSeq lists its product as uncharacterized. Bases 142 to 2871 code for a protein of 909 amino acids. Gene Ontology annotation, molecular function: protein kinase activity; protein binding; ATP binding. Gene Ontology annotation, cellular component: cytoplasm. The transcript is spliced from 8 exons. Gene Ontology annotation, biological process: protein phosphorylation; signal transduction. Lineage: Eukaryota; Viridiplantae; Streptophyta; Magnoliopsida; Caryophyllales; Amaranthaceae. The record is from RefSeq and is a predicted model, not a curated record.